UUAGUCUCCAUGUAACGUUUGUCGUAUCAACAACAUUCAUUCCGACGAUAGCGCGCGCGUGUUCAUAUUCACAACGCGUACCAUACACUUCUUACACCUCUUCCCCAAGAGUGUUUGUUUUCGGUUUUAAAGUGAAUGAGUGAGUGUAGCAAAAUCAUCAUCACUCCCUCUCCCCCUGAAAACAAUUGAACAAGAAGAAGAAGCGAAUUUUGGAAUUGCAAAUAGAAAACAAAGAACCCAUAAUAAAUAAAAAAAAGAAAAUAUGCAAAAAUUUUCAAGCCCAGCAAGGUUUUUCUAAGAAGAAAAUUGUUUUAAAAUUUGUGUUUACGUUUUUUUUGGCAAAUUCGGUUCGCGUUAAUGUUUUUUUGUUCAAUAUUCUUAUAAGAAGUCCAAGUGUAAAUAUCUAAAAAAAAAACAAAACAAGGCAAAAUAAAACAACAAAUUAUGUAAAUAAGAUCUAUAAAGCUCAACAAAAAAAAAAUCAUAACUGGUAAACUAUAAAAAAAUAUUUGUGUAUAAAAAUGUAAGCUGAAAUUUGUAAAAAAUAUUAAAAAAAGUGAAUAAACCAUAAGCAUAUAAAAAGGUGUUGGCUAUAAAAACAAAGUUUUAAAGUGCUACCAAAAAAAAUAUUUUUUUUUUAAGAAAAUUGUAAACCUGCAAUUUUCGAAGCUUGAUUAUGGAUUACAAAAUUGCAGAAAAAUUUAAAACGCUUAUAAAAAAAUAUUACAAUUGACCCACUAAUUGUUAAAAUAUGGAAUAAUGCAAAUACUGGAAAUACAAAUAUUUUCUCAAAAUGUGGAGAAUAUGACAAAACAACUUCCUUAAGGAAUAUAUUUCUCCAUGAAAAGAAGUAUUCAUAAAAAAAACAAAAUGAAAUUUUUGAUAAAAAUUUGAAUACUGGAAAAAUCAUGCACAACAACCUUUUUUAACGGAAAAGAUUGAUUUAACAUAUCACACGAAAAAAACAAAAAACCAUUGCGAUUUAAUAAACAAAAAUUAAAAAAGAGCAUUUAAAAAACCCAAAACGAAAUUUGUAAAAAUAUAUAAAAUUUAACUCAAACUUAGUAAUAUAUAACACAAAAUAAGUAAAAAAAAGUGUUGCUUAAGUAAACAAAAAUUAAAAAAUAUAUUAUAUACACAUUAAGUGUUAAAACCAACCCCCCCAAACGAAUUUCAUCUCAAUAAUUCAACAAUAAUUUAUCCUGUGAUUUCCGAAAAUAAAUUAAAGAAAAAUAAAAAUAUUUUCAACGAAACCUAAAAACGACCUAUUUUCUAAUCUCUAAACAUAAUCUUAUAUUGCUGUAACACAUAAUUGGAUUUACACCACAACUGGAAUUAAUAACGAAUAAUAAACGCUGCAGUCCAAGCAUACAUAUAGCAGAAUAUUUUGGUGUUAUAUUAACCACUCACCCUCGGUCUACAAGAAAAACAACAAUAAAACAUCAAAUAACGAUCUCCUGCUAAGCAGUCAUAAGAACAACUAUACACUGCCUUGUGUAAACAUUUUUUGUUUCUUUUUUUAUUUUGUGCUAAAAUAGAAACAAACAAAAAAAUAAAAAACAAAACUCAACAAAAGCCCACUGAAGAAUGGCGAAAACAAAAACAACAGCAUCAUUACAACGACAACUCACCUUAACUUCAGCUAAUGCAUCUACCAUAAAAACCAACUCCACCUCCAUCACUACCACCACCAACACUACCACCUGCAAAAAAAUGUUCUCCCGCCAGUGCCUUUCCUAUCAGCUUUUAACCCUAAUCAGCGUAGUGCUGUAUCAGGCCACGCAUGCGCAUGCCUUCGAUAUAGCCACAUGUAAUAUGCCCCUGGGCAUGGAGUCUGGUACAAUCACAGAUGCUCAAAUUACAGCGAGCUCAGCCCAUGACACAGGCUUUGUGGGGCCACAACAUGCGAGACUGAAAACCGAUAAUAAUGGCGGUGCUUGGUGUCCCAAACAUAUGGUCUCUAAUGCUUUAAAGGAAUACCUGCAAGUGGAUUUAUUGUCGGUGCAUGUCAUCACGGCAGUGCGUACCCAAGGUCGCUUUGGCAAGGGCCAGGGUCAAGAGUAUACGGAGGCAUAUGUUUUGGAAUAUUGGAGACCAGGAUUCACCAGCUGGAAGCGAUGGAAGAACACCCAAGGCAAAGAGAUUUUGCCCGGCAACAUUAAUACCUACAGCGAAGUGGAAAACACUUUACAACCGAUUAUAUUCGCAUCGAAGCUACGCAUAUAUCCAUAUGGUCUAUACGAUCGUACAGUGUGUUUGAGAGCUGAAAUUGUAGGCUGUCCAUGGGAAGAGGGCAUUGUUUCUUACAGCAUACCCAAGGGCGUACAACGUGGCAUGGAAGUGGAUCUUUCGGAUAAAACCUAUGAUGGCAAUGAACAGGGUGACCGUUAUGUAGAUGGUUUGGGUCAAUUGGUAGAUGGCCAAAAAGGAAAAGAUAACUUCCGCACAGAUAUACAUGGUUUCGGCAAAGGCUAUGAAUGGAUUGGCUGGCGCAACGAUACACCCGGUCUUGUGGGUAAACCUGUUGAAAUUGUUUUCGAAUUUGAUACAGUGCGUAACUUUAGUGCCAUAGUUUUGCAUACGAACAAUAUGUUCACCAAGGAUGUGCAGGUCUUUGUCCAUGCCAAAGUUUUCUUCAGCAUUGGUGGCCGACAUUUUUCCGGUGAACCAGUCCAUUUUUCUUAUAUGCCUGAUACCAUAAUGGAUCAUGCACGUGAUGUGACCAUUAAAUUACAUCAUCGAGUGGGCAAAUACUUGAAAAUCAAUUUAUAUUUUGCAGUGAAAUGGAUAAUGCUGUCCGAAAUAUCCUUUGUUUCGGUGCCAGCCGUGGGAAAUUUCACAGACGAACAAGAACAACGUGGCGCCUUAUUGCCCCAGGAUACCCGUGAAUAUCCUUUACAAAGUAAUGAAUAUCAUCAUAAUAAUAAAAAUGGUGGUAAAACGCCAACAACAACUCUUAAUGGCGAACGCAACUAUAAUAAUGGACCACAAUUAAUCGCACCCAAACCCAUCGAUCAAGAACCCUCCGACGAGAAUUUUAUUGGCGUUGUUAUUGUCGUCUUAACUGCCAUCAUUAUCCUGCUGGUGGCCAUCAUAUUAUUUAUCGUCUCGAGGACGAAGAGGGCUCGUGGUAGCAAUGUUUUGGAUGCAUUCCAAUAUAGUUUUAAUCCAAAUACAUUGGGUGGCAAUGUUGAUAAACAUCGACCAAAUGGCACAGGAAUUAAAGCCAGCGUAGAUGAUAAUGAUUCAAUUGGAAAGAAUAGCCUCUACCAUGAACCCUUCAAUGUAAAUAUGUACACCAGUGGUGUAAAUGGCUAUGCAGCGGUUAAUGAUUUGCAGUGUAACAUGACGCCAGACUAUACAGAUGUUCCUGAAGGCGGUUAUGCUGUACCCCACAUGCAGGACUAUAUGCCCUCGAAAAUGUCCAAUUCCACGCCGGGUGGCUAUGUGAAUGUGCGACGCACCCCACCGCCACCGCUAAGCAGCAUAUUCCCCAGACCGCCACAGGUACCACCACCGCCAAUGGAAAAAUAUUAUGCCACCACGGCGAUAUUUAAGCCCAUCAAGGGUCACAGCGGCAGCAACACCAUGAGCAGUAAGGCCAGCAGUAAUCUGAGUAAUGAGCAUAAUUACGAUGACAACAUGGGCACCAUGAAUUCACAGUCGACAGCGCCCAUGAUCAAUCCAUACAACACGGCGACGGUGGGAGCGGGUGGAGUAGUUGGUGGUGGGGGUGGUGGUGGUGGUGGAGGCAUGAAUAAUGCCAAUAACAGCGAUAGCAUGCAAUUCCAAAGGGCCAGAACCUAUAAUUUCCGCAGCUAUCCAGACAACCUUUAG
Molecule: messenger RNA, 3837 nt
Organism: Stomoxys calcitrans (stable fly)
Lineage: Eukaryota; Metazoa; Arthropoda; Insecta; Diptera; Muscidae
Product: discoidin domain-containing receptor 2
Exons: 12
Coding region: 1588-3837 (749 amino acids)
Source: RefSeq, a predicted model, not a curated record